UACCUAUCUAACCUAGGUAUGUCUGACAGCUCGUACAGCGUCAUGAUGAUUGGUAGUCGAGAUAGCCCUACAUAUUCAGGGGUAAUUGUACCUAGGUAUGUAACCUUGGAACUAAAUGUAGUCUGCUGGUUGGCCCCCAAGAUGCCUUAUUUCGCUGCCUAGUGGUGGCAUGGAUCCAUUGGUGUAGCAUAAGGGACCUGUAAUAGUGGAUAUCUUCAUUACAAACAUGGCAAAGCUCAACAACCCUCUUUGAAGUCAUAGUCCUUCUUGGUUAGGUCGAGAUAACGUGGUUGCUUGGGUCUUUUUUUUCUUUUUCUUUUUAUAACUGUUGCUGAGAUUAUGUCAGGUGGUUCCUCUAUACAUUACCAUUUACUCUGAAGACAAAAAGAAAGCAGGUUGAACAGAAAUAGGUACAAGAGAUAGGAUGCCUUCAAAUCAACCUGCCACCACUGUGGCAAGACCGCUAUCCAUGAUGAAGAAGUUGUCUCCAUUUGUGUACUAUUACGAACCUUCCGAGGCGGCUGUCUUGCCGGAGCCUGCUCAUUCAGGCGUUCCAAGGCUUAUUCUUAUGGCAUCUUGGAUGGACGCUCGAGAAUUGCACAUUGCGAAGUACAUUACCCAAUACCAAGCCAUCUUUCCCUCCUCGGCCAUAUUGUUAGUCAAGUUCGCUACCAAGGAGCUCGCUUCUACUACGGUUGCCAACAGGACCGUUCAACCCGCUGUUGUGUACAUUCAGUCCCGGAUCGAAUCGGGAUUUCUGUCAGUAUCACCUAUGCAGCCCGAGAUCCUAGUGCAUUUGUUCUCUAAUGGCGGGUCGACCACUAUGAGGAUUUUGUACGAGAAUUUCUUAUCCCAGAUGGGCCAUACCUUUCCACUCCAUGCCGCGGUGUACGAUUCGUGCCCGGGGCUAUAUGCAUUUCUCCCGUCGUAUAAUGCGUUCAUAAUUGGCUUCCAGAAGGGAUUUCUUCGGUUCAUCGCAGCUCCGUUCGUUACGGCUCUUAUUGUUUGUCUCUGGAUCUGGCACCGACCUCUGAGGAUGCUGUCCGGGGAGGACUUUUUAGCAAGGAAUUCGAGGAUUCAUAACGAUCCGACGCUGGUUAAGCAAACAAAUCGUUCCUACAUCUAUGGCAAAGCUGACAUAAUGGUUGAUUGGAGGCACGUUGAGACGCAUAUAAAGCAAGCCGCGGCGAAGGGGUUCGUGACGAGGCAAGAGCUUUUUGAACACAGUCCGCAUGUGUCGCAUAUGAGAACCAACGGCGAACGAUAUUGGAAGAUCUUUAUGGAGACAUGGAGAAAGGCCACGGGUUAAGAGUUACUCACCGGUGCUUGAAGGUAUACAUGCCCAGUAUAUUGUGGUAGUCUUAAUACACAUGUGCAGUGGAUGGACACAUUCAAAUGUUCUUCAAUCUAUCCACCUAUAGCCGUAUUACGUUGUGACACACAAGUGCUCUCCGGUUCAUUUACAUCGGCAAUGGCUGUGUCCAGCCAGCCGGCAGUAUUGUAUUCCCAAGUGGGGAUUGGCGAGAAAAGUAAAGCCAUCGGAAGUAGUCGGUUGCGGGAUGAUGGAUGAUAGUUAUAUGUAAGCGACCUUCUGGCUUUUGUAUAUCGGGUUGGAUUAAAUUGAUUUAACCUAGAUUGAUGAAUGAAGUACUGUACAUAAAGUCUUAAGAUGCCCCUUUCAACUUCAACUUUCAAGUUCUAGGUUAGUAAGAUAACGAUAUCCGCCUAAACUUUGAAGUGAUACGAUUGAAGUGAUACGAGAAUGAUACGAACCCAUUGGAAUUUUACCU
Hypoxylon fragiforme is the source of this 1790-nucleotide messenger RNA. RefSeq lists its product as uncharacterized. The record is from RefSeq and is a predicted model, not a curated record. Bases 425 to 1309 code for a protein of 294 amino acids. The transcript has 2 exons. NCBI's taxonomy places the organism in Eukaryota, Fungi, Ascomycota, Sordariomycetes, Xylariales, Hypoxylaceae.